AUGAAAACGAUAUUGAAAAUAACAAAAUCCGAGAAUCAAAACGCACUUUUCAAAAAUCCCAUAUCUCCUCCACAUCCCCCACAAACCCGAACCCCUAGUCUCAAAAUUAAGGUUCAACCCCAGAUACCCCAUUUUUUUCAUGCUGGCCCUUAUAUUAACCGUGGCUGCCCUUUUUUAAGUCCCCUUCUCCACUAUCACCUUGUCGAAAUCCCAACCACAAUGACAGCUGGACUAGUUGCUGCCGCCGCCAUUGGAGCCGCCUACCUGGAGGCCAAGACGCUCAUCUCCGAAGAUGCCUACAUGAUCCGAGGCGCCAUGACCAACGGUCUGGAUUUUUUCUACAACGCCUGGAAGGGCCGAGUGCAAUACUGGUACGCGUUUGAAGACGCGGUGAAGAAGUACCCCAACAACCCGGCAAUCGUCUACCCCAAGCCCAUCGAGGGCAAGAAGCCCAGCGGCGACUCGUACGACGACCUGUUUGACGUGGAGACCUUCACCUACCAGCAGCUGUACGAUGAGGUGCUGAAAAUGUCACACCUGCUGCGAAACAAGUACGGAGUGACCGCCAACGACACCAUUGCCCUCAACGCCAUGAACUCGCCCCUGUUCAUUAUCGUGUGGUUCGCCAUCUGGAACCUGGGCGCCACCCCGGCCUUCAUUAACUACAACCUGGCCGACAAGUCGCUGCUGCACUGCCUCAAGGUCGGACAUGCCUCCAUCAUGUUCGUCGACACCGAGGUCGAGGGCAACGUGCGACCUUCGCUGGCCGAGAUCAAGUCCGAGGCCAAGUGCGACACCGUGUUCAUGGACGACGACUUCCUCGCUGCCUACGCCGCCUCCCCGGCCUACAGAGCCCCCGACUACGAGCGACAUCCCGAGCAGAAGGACUAUGACACUGCCGUGCUCAUCUACACGUCCGGAACCACCGGUCUGCCCAAGCCCGCCAUCAUGUCGUGGAAGAAGGCCAAGCUCAUGUCGUCGCUCUACGGCCACUCCAUCCGGCUCAAGAACAACGGUGUCGUCUACUCCGCCAUGCCUCUCUACCACUCCACCGCCGCCAUUCUCGGCUGUCUGCCCUGCCUCAACCGAGGAGCCGCUUACGCCCCCGGCCGAAAGUUCUCUACCACCACCUUCUGGACCCAGGCCAAGCUCACCAACGCCACUCACAUCCAGUACGUCGGAGAGACCUGCCGAUACCUGAUCAACGCCCCUCCCUCUCCCGACGAGAAGAGUCACCAGAUCAAGGUGGCGUUCGGCAACGGAAUGCGACGAGAUAUUUGGGUCAAGUUCAAGGAACGAUUCAACAUCCCCGCCAUCGGCGAGUUUUACGCCGCCACCGAGGGUCCUCUCGGAACCAACAACUUCCAGCAGGGUGAGAUUGGUAUCGGUGCCAUGGGCCGAUACGGUAAGCUUCUGGCUGCCAUCCUGGCCACCCGACAGACCAUCGUUCCUGUGGAUCCCGAAGACGAGACUGAGCUGUGGCGAGACCCCGAGACCGGCUUCUGCCGAGUCGCCCAGUCCGACGAGCCCGGUGAGUUCAUCCAGAAGAUCCCCAACCCCGAGAAGGUGCACGAGACCUUCCAGGGAUACCUUGGUAACGAUAAGGCCACCAACUCCAAGAUUAUGCGAGACGUGUUCAAGAAGGGCGAUGCCUACUACCGAACCGGUGAUCUGGUGCGACUCAACGACGAGCAGUGCUACUACUUUGUCGACCGUCUUGGAGACACCUUCCGAUGGAAGUCCGAGAAUGUGUCCACCUCCGAGGUGGAGGAGCACGUUGGCGCUUCCGACCCCAACAUUGAGCAGGUUGUCUGCGUGGGUGUCAAGGUGCCCGAGCACGAGGGCCGAGCUGGUUUCGCCGUGGUGAAGCUCAAGGACGCUUCUGUCAAGCCCAACCUUGACCAGAUUGCCGAGUACUCGCUCAAGCAGCUGCCCAAGUACGCCGUGCCUCUGUUCAUCAAGUUUGUCGACGAGAUUGAGCGAACCGGCAACAACAAGGUGCAGAAGGUCAAGUACAAGAACCAGAAGAUGCCCCAUGAGGAAGGCGAGAGCCCCAUUUACUGGCUCAAGGGCAACAAGUACGUGGAGCUCGAUGCUGGAGACUGGGCUUCUCUGGGAUCCGGAAAGAUUAAGCUGUAA
Messenger RNA from Yarrowia lipolytica CLIB122, 2139 nucleotides. RefSeq lists its product as uncharacterized. Gene Ontology annotation, biological process: long-chain fatty acid import into cell; very long-chain fatty acid metabolic process. Gene Ontology annotation, molecular function: very long-chain fatty acid-CoA ligase activity; long-chain fatty acid-CoA ligase activity; long-chain fatty acid transmembrane transporter activity. NCBI's taxonomy places the organism in Eukaryota, Fungi, Ascomycota, Dipodascomycetes, Dipodascales. The record is from RefSeq and is a predicted model, not a curated record. Gene Ontology annotation, cellular component: cytoplasmic side of plasma membrane; peroxisome; lipid droplet.